Parastagonospora nodorum SN15 is the source of this 795-nucleotide messenger RNA. RefSeq lists its product as hypothetical. The transcript is spliced from 3 exons. NCBI's taxonomy places the organism in Eukaryota, Fungi, Ascomycota, Dothideomycetes, Pleosporales, Phaeosphaeriaceae. Bases 1 to 795 code for a protein of 264 amino acids. The record is from RefSeq and is a predicted model, not a curated record.
AUGUACUUCUCAAGAUCCACCAUCGUCUCUGCCCUCAUGGGUCUCGCUACUGCACAGUCGUCUUUGAUGGCUUCGGAGGCCAUGUUGGCUUCCAGCACAGCUUCGGCCUCAGGAAGCCUAUCCACAGGCAGCGCAGGAAGCGGCUCGCUGGCUGAUACCACAACCCCCUCAGGAAUGGUCAACACACACAUCAUCAAUGUCGGAGGACCCAACGGCUCUCUCAUCUUCUCGCCCAGCAACAUCCGUGCAGCAGUUGGUGACAUGAUCCAGUUCCAUUUCUAUGCCAAGAACCACUCUGUCGCCCAGUCCACAUUCGACCAGCCUUGCAUGCCCAUCGCAAACGUCAUGUCCAAUAUGACCACCUCCUUCUACUCAGGCUUCAUGCCCACCAACGCUACUUUCGGCACCACAUCCAACGUCCUGACCUACACCAUUCCCGUUAGGGACGAGAAGCCCAUCUGGUUCUACUGUUCCCAGGGCAGGCAUUGCCAGAACGGCAUGGUCGGCGCCAUCAACGCCCCCGCAUCAGGCAACAGGACCAUGGCUGCCUUCACCGCUCUCGCCGCACAGGCAUCGGAGAACAUCAGCCCCGGCCAGGCCGCCGGCUCUGGCUCUGGUUCCGGAGCUGGCGGUGCAGGCGGCUCCUCGCCCUCUGGCACCACUCCCGGCAACACUCCCAUCGCGCCUUCCGGCAACGCUCCCGCUCAGCAGAGCGCCAAUGCCGCACCGGUUGUUGGCAGCCAAUCCGUCUUCGGCCUCGGUGCUGCGGCUGUUGCUGCUUUCGCUAUGCUGUAA